Messenger RNA from Mus caroli (Ryukyu mouse), 682 nucleotides. RefSeq names its product insulin like 5 (gene Insl5). The record is from RefSeq and is a predicted model, not a curated record. Gene Ontology annotation, biological process: positive regulation of feeding behavior. NCBI's taxonomy places the organism in Eukaryota, Metazoa, Chordata, Mammalia, Rodentia, Muridae. Gene Ontology annotation, molecular function: G protein-coupled receptor binding; hormone activity. Gene Ontology annotation, cellular component: extracellular region.
AUGUGCUUAGCAAACACUGUUAAGAUAAGGAUGAAGGGCCCUGCUCUUGCUCUGUUUCUCUUCUUAGUUCUGUUGGCUGUGGUGGAAGUAAGAAGUAGGCAGACUGUGAAGCUCUGUGGCCUGGACUACGUGAGAACAGUCAUCUACAUCUGUGCCAGCUCACGGUGGAGGAGACAUCUAGAGGGGCAUUUCCACGCUCAACAAGCUGAGACAAAAAACUACCUUCAGCUCCUAGACAGACACGAGCCAUCCAAGAAAACUCUGGAGCACAGCCUUCCCAAGACAGAUCUCUCAGGACAGGAGCUUGUUCGAGAUCCACAGGCACCCAUGGAAGGUCUUUGGGAAUUGAAGAAGCACUCAGUGGUAUCCAGACGGGAUCUGCAAGCUCUGUGCUGCAGGGAAGGCUGCUCCAUGAGGGAGCUUAGCACCCUCUGUUAGGAUGCGCCCAACCCCUUGGCAGGCUUCAGCAUGCAUCUCAAUGUUCUACCAUCGAGUUCCCUGUUCAGCUUCUAUCACUACAGCCACGGCUUUUAAUCCUUUCCUUAAAGGUCUAUUAUGGCUUAAAGCCACUCUUCUCCCUGUGCUGAGGCCAAUCUGCUUUUCUUUCUAAAUUCUAACUACUGCUUUGAAGUUUCGAGUGCUGUGCAAAUCUGCAAUAAAAAAAAAAAUGCCUGAAUCCAAA